Molecule: messenger RNA, 642 nt
Organism: Pezoporus occidentalis (night parrot)
Lineage: Eukaryota; Metazoa; Chordata; Aves; Psittaciformes; Psittacidae
Gene: MRPL34
Product: mitochondrial ribosomal protein L34
Exons: 2
Coding region: 47-382 (111 amino acids)
Biological process (GO): translation
Cellular component (GO): ribosome; mitochondrial large ribosomal subunit
Molecular function (GO): structural constituent of ribosome
Source: RefSeq, a predicted model, not a curated record
GCGGUGUUGUUGGCAGGGCGGUGUUGGCAGUGGCGGGUGGACGGCCAUGGCAGCGUUGGGGCGCGCUGUGGGCCGCAGGUUUCUCCUCUUGCAGCACGCUGCGGCCGGCUCUGUCCAGCUCCGCACAGCCGCUGUGCUCUGCGGGUCCCUGGAGCUGCCCCUCAGGAGCCAUCUUCUCUUCAAGCCGGUAGGAAUCAGCCCUGGCCCCGUGUCCCCCUGGACCCACCAGCAGAUCCGCACCAAAGCGCGAGGCAACGAAUAUCAGCCCAACAACCGGAAGCGCAAACGGACCCACGGCUGGAUCAAGCGCAUCAGCACGCCGGCGGGCAUCGAGGUCAUCCUGCGGCGCAUGCUGAAGGGCAGGAAGUCUCUGAGCCACUGAGGGCUCUGCUUGCGGGGCAAGCCUGAAGCUGUGGAGUGACCUGAGUGGAGCACCUGUGCCGAGGGAGGCUGCGCAUGUGUGUCUGUCGUGUGUUGGGAGAGUGUGAGGAGUCAUGCUGGCUCGAGGGGAGGCCUCAGAGGGUGUUCGUUUUAAUGCCUGUGCUAUGAAUUGUAAUCUUAGUGUCCCUUUGUAUGGGUGAUUGAGAGAAACUGCUGAAAGCACGAGCUGCCAUUAAAGCCCAGAGCUAAUUGAAUGCAAAA